This is a messenger RNA of Galeopterus variegatus (Sunda flying lemur), 1916 nucleotides long. It is a transcript of the gene ALX3, whose product is annotated as ALX homeobox 3. Gene Ontology annotation, biological process: regulation of transcription by RNA polymerase II. The transcript is spliced from 5 exons. NCBI's taxonomy places the organism in Eukaryota, Metazoa, Chordata, Mammalia, Dermoptera, Cynocephalidae. Bases 1 to 1053 code for a protein of 350 amino acids. Gene Ontology annotation, molecular function: DNA-binding transcription factor activity, RNA polymerase II-specific; RNA polymerase II transcription regulatory region sequence-specific DNA binding. The record is from RefSeq and is a predicted model, not a curated record.
AUGGAGGAAGACGAGUAUCAGCUGCCUGCCUCCAGCCUCUCCUCCCCAGACCUGUCCUGGGUGCUGCUCAAGACACCGGAGAAGUCUGGGCUUCUAGAACCGCCGGGCCCCCAGGGUUCCCCCGCCGCCGCGCCUCACCUGCACCCCGCUCCGCCCCGCGCGCGGCUGACCCGCUUUCCGGCCUGCGGGCCCCUGGAGCCUUACCUCCCAGAGCCUGCCAAGCCGCCCGCCAAGUACUUGCAGGACCUCGGGCCCGGCCCAGCGCUCAACGGCGGCCACUUCUACGAGGGCCCCGCGGAAGCUGAGGAGAAGGCCUCCAAAGCUGCCAGCUUCCCCCAGCUGCCCUUGGACUGCCGAGGGGGCCCCAGAGACGGGCCCUCUAACUUGCGAGGCUCACCAAGCCCCUGCCUGGCCAGCUUGCGGGUCCCUCUUUCCCCGGGACUCCCUGACUCCAUGGAGUUGACCAAGAACAAGAACAAGAAGCGCCGUAACCGCACGACCUUCAGCACAUUCCAGCUGGAGGAGCUGGAGAAGGUCUUCCAGAAAACCCAUUACCCUGAUGUGUAUGCCCGGGAGCAGCUGGCUCUGCGCACAGACCUGACUGAGGCCCGGGUACAGGUCUGGUUCCAGAACCGCAGAGCCAAGUGGCGGAAGCGCGAGCGUUAUGGAAAGAUCCAGGAGGGCCGGAACCCCUUCACAGCUGCCUAUGACAUCUCUGUGCUGCCCCGCACUGACAGCCACCCUCAGCUGCAGAACUCCCUGUGGCCCAGUCCAGGGUCAGGGGGCCCUGGAGGGCCCUGCCUUGUGUCUCCAGAGGGCAUCCCCUCCCCGUGCAUGUCUCCAUACUCCCACACCCAUGGGAAUAUGGCUGGCUUCAUGGGGGUGCCAGCUUCCUCCACGGCCCACCCUGGCAUCUACUCCAUCCAUGACUUCUCCCCCUCCCUGGGGGGCCACAGCUUUGAGUCCUCGGACAGCGACUAUAAGUCUCCAAACCUCGUCUCACUCAGGGUGAAGCCCAAGGAGCCGCCCAGCCUGCUGAACUGGACCACGUGAGGGGAUGCGUGGACACACAGACUGAGCUGCCCACCCCCUUUUCCAUUCCCAGCCACUCCCUGCUCACCCUGCCUGGGUGCCACAGAGGACACACCUCUGCCUCCCAGCCCCAGAGGGUUCCAGAGGCCUAGGAGAUCAGUGGGACCUUCAGCCCCCAGCAGGGAACAUGUUACAGGGUCUUUUCUCUUAGGAUAAGGUGGGGCUGCCUAGGAGAAAGGGAGCUUCAAAACAGGUAGGAUUUGUCCUCCCACGAACUGGGUGCUCUCACCCAAACCCUGGGCUGGGGGGAGGGAGACACUGCUUCCUCAAGACUUUGUCCGUCUGUCAUCUCCCCAGCUGAAAUGGCUUAAUUGGCUUCUCAUUCAGGGAACCCAGCAAAAUGGGAGGAGGAGAAGCCAGAUUGAACUGGGAGGAGCUCUUUGUGACAGGGGAAACCAAAAAGAAUCUCUUGUAUGACCACCUGGGGCAGGCCUCUCUCCCACUCCCUACCAUAAGUGGUGUGCACCCAGUGUCUGGCGUUGACCAGGGCCUGGAAGGUGGAGGUCAGCAUGAAAGGUACCAUUCCCCUGCUCCAGCCAUCCCUUACUCCUGCCCUGUGUACCUUCUCCCAACAUGCUAUGGAGUCUUCCUCCCCUCCAACAGUGCAGAAAUGCAACCAAAAACCACCAAAUAUUUAGAUUCUCUUCCAUGGCAUGAGGCCAGAAUUAUGCCAUGGAAACUGUAUUUGAUGUUGGUCAGAAUAAAACAGAUUUUCAGACUCUGAGCCCCUGAGGUCCUGUCCUGACCCCCAUUUUUGUAAAGAUACUUUUGUAAAAAAAAAAUAUGCUGCCCAGCAUAAUAAUAAAGGUGGUAGUGUUUUUUUA